GAGAUUGAGGCUAGCCUAAACUUUAGCUAAGGAAGGGCGUCACGGCCGUCAGAGAUGGCGUGUGAGCACGAAGGCAAGUGUGUCCGCGGUCACGUUUCAGCCAUGUGUGUCUACCGCUCGUCGCGUGGGGCCUUGGCGCAUGCACGAUCCGGCUCUUCGUGAGGCGCCGUACGAUGUCGCACUUGAAUGCAAAUCCUCCUGCUCGUCCGUCCUUUCUUUUGCUCGCUUGCGGCAAUCAUCCUCGAGGCUUUAGGCGCACGGUUCGGAUCCCGCCUCAAUCAUAUCUCCUGACGCUGCCGUCGCAUCAACGACCGACCUUUGUCUUCUCGUCUAAAAAUCCCAGUCUUACAUGUGUUGCAUGUUUGAACGUGCGUUACUUCUACCCACGAAAGACUGUUGCAUCUGCCUUCCCAUCCUUUGCACGAUGUCUAUAAGAGCGACGCGGGGGCUACGUGAAACAAGCUGAACCCGAACCUUCUCCAAAGCCAAGUCCCAGAUGAUCUCUUUCAACGCAAUCUACCUCGCUAGUUUCGUCGUUCUUGCAUCUGCGCAGAACAUAUACUCACGAAUGACGACGUCUAGGAUGGGCCGUGGCUCUGGUUCGCGCACAGAACGAUGCCCUCAACGCCGCCGGUUACAACGUCGGCAUUACGCCAUCCGGUCUCCUGGUAUUCUCCCACUCACAUGCUCCCCAGGUCGUCUUGUCUGCCCGGCGAUCAAUAAAUCUGGCACCGGUUCGUCCACGACGACUCCGACAAAGCUCACACAGCCGUGCGAGUUCAACACGUGCCCGACUGGGUCCCCCGCGGAGGGUUUCAACGCGACGAAUUCUCGCCUGAAUUGGGUCAACGGCUUCCCUGUUGAUUCUGCGAAAUUUGGUAUCCAGACGCUGGGACCUAAGUUCUUCGGCGGCGCGAAGCCCGUCUUCGUUGUCAGCGGACCAAACGUCGGAACACGGUUUUGGUCUCUGGCACAGUGUGAGUGCCAGUCCAGGAUUCCCUCCAACCAUCACUCAUCCACCAGUGGGGCCGCCACCGAAGCCGCGAAGGAGGGAAUCCCUGCCGCAGCCUUCUCUGCCGCGACGGGCGAUCAGAUUUCGUUCACCACGUUGACCACCUCGCCGAACUCGACAGACUCGCGCGCCGCCAUCGUUUACUCCCAACUCACCACGAAAGUCCUCUCGCCUCUUUUUUGCGGCGGGAGCCCCCAUCCUGCCCGCCGGAAUCGUCCUGAACGUCAACUACCCGACGUUCUCCGCCUCGUGCCCGACUGCCUCGGCGUUCAAGUUCGUGCUUACGCGCAUUAA
Molecule: messenger RNA, 1306 nt
Organism: Mycena citricolor
Lineage: Eukaryota; Fungi; Basidiomycota; Agaricomycetes; Agaricales; Mycenaceae
Source: the annotation of a GenBank genome assembly